CGCGCCGCGCACGCGCACUCCAUUGUUUUGACUAAAAAAUGCCGUCGGUUUCGAAAGCUGUGCCGAGCGCUUCUCCUCAGACCGAGAAACCGUCUCACUACACAUACCUUAAGGAGUUCCGCACGGAGCAAUGCCCGCUCUUCUUGCAGCACAAGUGCGCCCAGCACAGGCCCUUCACCUGCUUCCACUGGCAUUUCCUGAACCAGCGACGGCGGAGGCCCAUCAGAAGGCGGGACGGCACCUUCAACUACAGCCCGGACGUCUAUUGCACCAAAUACGACGAGACGUCAGGGAUCUGCCCGGACGGAGACGACUGUCCAUAUCUCCAUCGAACAACCGGGGACACAGAAAGAAAGUAUCAUCUACGUUAUUAUAAGACUGGUACAUGCAUCCAUGAAACCGAUGCUCGUGGGCACUGUGUGAAAAAUGGGCUUCAUUGUGCAUUUGCACAUGGGCCACAUGAUCUUCGCCCUCCUGUUUAUGACAUAAGGGAACUCCAAGCACAAGAAGCUCUGCAGAAUGGCCAGCUCGGAGCAGGGGAAGGCCUUCCUGAUCUCCAGCCAGGUGUACUGGCUAGUCAAGCCAUGAUCGAAAAGACACUAACUGAAGAUCCGAGAUGGCAAGAAACGAACUUUGUGCUAGCAAAUUACAAGACUGAUCAGUGUAAUAAGCCACCGCGACUCUGCCGACAAGGGUAUGCUUGUCCUCAUUAUCACAACAGCAGAGACCGAAGAAGAAAUCCAAGAAAAUUUAAAUAUCGGUCAACUCCUUGUCCUAAUGUCAAACAUGGGGAUGAAUGGGGAGAACCCACAAAAUGUGAGAGUGGGGAUAAUUGUCAAUAUUGUCACUCUCGCACAGAGCAACAGUUCCAUCCAGAGAUCUACAAAUCUACAAAAUGCAACGAUAUGCGACAGACAGGAUACUGCCCUCGUGGGCCUUUCUGUGCGUUUGCACAUGUUGAACGGAUACCCUCUACUGAGGAAGUGCAGAUCAUGAAUCAGGUAGCCUCAAUGAUGCAGGCAGGAGCUGUGGCAGGUGCUCAGCCCAAGCAAGGCCCUCGGCUUUAUUCUACAGAAAGUCUUGGAUCUACAAAUGAAUGGAGCACAAGUAUUAAUCCAACCAGCAAUAAUGGACAGAUAGGAAAUGUUUCAUCAUCAAGCAGCCCUACGGUUACGUCAAGUUCAGGUAGUAACAGUUCAUUGUAUCCUGUUGGGCCACUAAGUGGAUGCAAAUAUUUUACUAACAGUAGUUUAUGUUCAGAUGCUGCAACAUCAAGUGUUUCAUCACCAACAUCUACGUAUCCAAAAGCACCGGGCUUUGAACGAGAAGAUCAGGCAAAGCAACAUAAGAGCCAAACACUAGAAAAUAACCAGAAAUUGAAUGAGCAUGAUAGUAAACAGAAUCUUUUAAAUGUAUUUUCAGUGGUAAAUCCACUAGCAAGCAGUAUAACAUCUAGUUUGGCAUCUAGUAUUGGAUCUGAUACUUCAUCUCCCUCCACUUUAUCAACAAUGAAUGCCAAAGCAGUCCCAUUUUACCCUGCUAGCAAUACAGUAGAAUCAGUAAUUGGUUCUGCUUUAGAUCUUCAUUUUGGUGACGUAAAUGUUGCAUCUCUUGAUAAAGAAUUAGAGGAUCAAGAUACUAGUGACAUAGGAUUAAAAGGUCAGAGACUAUUGGGCAGUUCGGCUCCUGUUAAUAUUCCAGGAUCUCUUGCUCGUUCUUCUUCUUUGCAUUCUUCGUCCUCCUUAUCUGCCUCUCCACUUGGUUCCCUUUCCCAAUCUUUCCUUUCAUCCAGCAUGGCUCCACAGCAACAGCAGCAAUCAAAAUCUGAGCAUACUCUCCUAGGUACUUCAGCUUCCUCGCACAGUUCCUUGGGUUUGAAUGGUGUUUCUGGAAGCAUCUGGGAUCAUUUUGUUAGUGGGAAUUUCUCUCCCAGUCCAUCCCCUGUAUUCAGUAGUAGUGCCACAACCACCACCGCUGGCUCUAGCAACAGUGAGCUCACCAGAGUGCGGAGAGAACUUGAGGAGGCAAAACGGAAGAUCAAACAGUGGGAAGACUCUUGGCAGCAAGUGAAGCAGGCAUGUGAUGCGUGGCAAAAGGAAGCUCAGGAAGCCAAAGAAAGGGCGAAAGUGGCUGAUACCGACCGGCAAGUAGUAAUACAACAGAAGGAAGAAGUGGAUAAACAGCUAAAAAAGCUUCAAGAGGAUUUCGAUGCUUUAUGUCAUUCUCCAAACUUUCCCCUUCUUAGAAACUUUGGGGACAUAGACAAGCUUCCUUUACCUAAGCUUCAUUCUAUACAAAGCCAAUUACGUGCUGAUUUGGACCUUGUAGAUGGGGUAAUAUAUCAGCUCCAGUCGAAGAAAUGCAUUGUAUGCCAGGAACGUGACCGUUCUAUAUUACUCCAGCCUUGCCAGCAUUAUGUCCUCUGUGAGCACUGUGCACCUAAUAAAAUUGAAUGUCCCUAUUGUAAAACUAAAGUAAUGAACUGGUGAUGAAUAUAUUCCAGGUACAUGGAACUAGCCUUUUGAAGAACGACUACACUAUUCUAACAAAUCAAAGCUGUAGUGCCCUCCUUCAUAUUGGAAAUAUUUAAAAUUACGCAGUGAGUACAUCCUACCCUACAAAAUACAGCGUUUGUUUCUGUAUUUAUUUACUAAUUAUUUUAAUACAUAUAAACUCUUCUCUUUUCCCUGGGAAAACUUGCAAUAUGCAUCUUGGUAACCCAGUUAUUCACAGUAACUCAUUUGGUCUUUUCUUGAGCACGUUUAGCUAUACAGUUUGCUUUAGUCUGACUGACGUGCUUUUUAGACUGUUGCUGCAUUUCCAUCACUUCUGAGUUUACAACUGGACCCUUACCGCAUGCAUUCAGAAAGAAAAAUUGAAGUAAACUCUAGGCACUUCAGAUAUCAAGUUCUAGUGUAGGAUCGACUUGCUGUGUGUUUCCAAUGAAUACUGCAUGCACAGCACUGCAGCUUUAGCAUUUUUAUGUUCUAGUAUUUUACAUAUAAAAUUUUAAAAGAAAAAAAAGACUAGGUUAUGUGAAGAGGUUUAAUUUCCUGUAAAGCACUUUGUUAACCUGGGUUUUUUUUCCGUUUAGAGGUUAUAAUAAAUUGCUUUCAAGCUGCUUUGUAGUUUUUUUCAGAAUAUGUGAUGAUAUAAAGCUUUGUAUGUGUACUGUGAAACCUAUUAAUAGAUAUUUGGUAUUCCAAUUCUUACUGUUAAAUCAUAGUAAAGUGAACAUUGUUAGAUUUCCUAUUCUAAUUAAGUACAAUUAUAAAUAUUAGUAUUGUGCAACUUGCUAGGAUUUUUACAUUUUUCAAUUUAUAAAUUAAAUGCAAACUUUUAAUGCUUAAAAGGAUAACCAGCAGCAAUUUCAUACAGGCACAUAUGCUAAACUAAGCAAACAAAUAGUCUGAAGAUAAGUUUGCUAUUUUAUAUAAUAAAAUGAACCAGUCUUUUUUUUUUUUCUCCAAAGUGAGCUGUGUUGACCAGCUUGUGGUUGGAGAUUUUGUAGCUAGCAUCAUGAAAGUUUUUAAUGAGUUGUUUAUUUUCUUCUCUGUUGGUGCAACUCCUAGCCUUGUAAGUAUUUUAAAUGAUUAUCUAAUUUCUGGCCACUGUUACCAAGUGCCUUCUGCCUUGCCUAAAUCUAAAUUGCAAUGACAACUUUUGUCAGACAGGCAAAGGUACUUUGAUGUGAGAUCUUUGCACUGAUUAUAUAUACACAUGCGCGCACACACACACACACACUUUAAAUAUAUAAUUAAUGCGAAAAUACAGAACACCUUUCUCUUAACUGAAAAGAGGUAAGGUGCAUAAAAUUCAGGAUGAAACCAUACUGAUAUAGUGGAUGUUUUGAAAUUUCCACCACUUCUUGUUCUGUGAUUUUUGAGUAUACUGUUACUGGAGGGCUAACCAUGUCCUCUCCUUUACAUUGGUCACUUGAUUGAACAGCAUUGUUUGUACGUUAUAAUUAAGAAUGAAAAAACUGACCUAUUACUGUGUUGAUUUAAAUUAUUUGUCGUCAUUUCUUGUCAUUCUGUAUUAGAAGUCCAUUGAUAAUAUUGCCAACAAAGUGUUGAAAUGCCGAUCAGCGAUGUUCACAGAAACUAGUGUAGUUGAGUGAAUGGAUCAUGAAAUGCCGUCAUUCAUGAAUUGUGUACAGAUCUCUGUAUUUUUAAAAUCUGGUUUGCCUUGGGACGUGAGUAUUGCUAAGCGCCACAUGCAAAUGGUGAGAAGUCCUCUCCGUGCUGGAAUAUCCUUGCGACAUAACCUAGGGAGUGCCAUAAAAAAUUGAUAAAGUCCAGUUCUGAGUAGAAGCGAAUGGUUAUAGUCUUGAAAACUAAUGUCACAACCAAUCUUAUUUAAACUUGCACCAGAUCAGCUUGCUGGCUUAAAAGAAAUUCAAACUAAGGCAGGAGCUGAAAACAAUUUUUAAUAAUGUUAACAUAACAUGUAAUCAACACAACUUUAAUUCUCAUUUGUCUAUUAUAUAAUUAUGGCUUUAUGCAAAAAUCUUUAAUUUAUGUGAAUAUCAAUUGUAUUUUAAAUAUUGAAUUAACAUACCCAGGGGGGAAAAAAACCUUAAAAGCAGUCCGAAUUAAUUAUUUAAAUGUAAAACAAAGAACUGAAGAUGCUGGUUUAUACAAAAGAUAGACAAAAAGUGCUGGAAUAACUCAGCUGGUCAAGCAGCAUCUCUGGAAUAAAAGGAUGGGUGACAUUUCAGAUUGGUGCCCUUCUUCUGACUAUGGAACUGAUUAGAGAAUUAAGCGUUCAUACCUCUGGGUUAUUGGUAUCUCAAGCAAAUUUUGCUUGAGUAGCUUAUAACCCAGUGGUAUGAAAGUUGAAUUCUCUCAUUUUAAGUAACUUCUACCUUCUCUCCCCCCCCCCCCCCCCCCCUUCCUUCACCCUAGUUGUUUAACCAGUUCAACGGUUCACCAUAUUGUAUCCCUCUUGAGAUCACGCCUUCCAUGGCCAACAGUGGCCUACCAGGCACCACCCUGCUUGAGGUCAUUUGUGGCCGAUUUCCAGUUCUUCAUCACCCCACCCCCUAGUUUCAUUCUGAAGAAGGCUCCGACCCAAAACGUCACCCAUUCCUUUUCUCCAGAGAUGCUGCCUGACCCGCUGAGUUACUCCAACACUUUGUGUCUAUCUUAAUUUAAAUGUUCCUUUUUGGACUUAAGUUUACAAUUCUCUAUCAAGGGUGGGUAUAUUGUUGAUAGUCUAGUGACCUAACUCUGUAUAGUACUUUGAACUAAAUGCAGUGGUUCAAGACCAAUUUCAUAGCACAUGAAACACACUGCCAUUAACCUUUCAGUGCAUUUGUAUGGAUGCAGUAAACCAAGCAAAUUGUGCUCUGGUACACUAGAUUUGGAGACUGUUUUCAUCGUGUCAUUUAACUCGGGUUUGAAUGUAUAUCCCUGAACAAAUUUUGUAUGCACAUCAAUGUUAACGUUCCAACUAAUGGGAAAUGCAUCUCGGGUAAUACAAAUUUACCAUGUGAAAUUCAUUUAAAAUACCCAUCUACCUAAACCUCAACCCCUCUACAAGCUCUAGAAGACAGGUAUUGGCUAUUGCUGGGCUAUGUGCACAAACCAAACAAGCACUUGGCACUUUGGUGAAGUGUUAUAAUGGACUUCUGGAUCACACGUAGUCUUUGCCAAAGAACUUUUCUGUAUAGCAAUUUAUUAUCUGUAGUUUUAACAUGUAUAUACUAAACGGUAGCUCGUUCUAGGCAGAAUUGCUGAAACAGUGACCAAAAUUAGAAAUUUUAAUUCUGUAUCGUGUUAUCAAUAAGGGAAAAAAGAUUCCACUUUUUGUAUUAAAAUGAAGCUUAUCACAUGAAAUGCUCUUUGAUCACAGACUGCUAACAUUUCUUUAAAAAGAAUGUAGAUUGUGUGGAGUCCUGCGAAUACAAGUUGUAUUUGGGGAAAUAUAGCAACUUCACAGAAGCAGUUCAGAAUUUGACGUUUACUUUCAUCUAUUCAAGAUUAUUGUGAAGAAAAAUUUUGCUUGGUAUUUUUUUUUUCCAAAAGAAAUAGUGGCCAUACGCAUCAAUGCUUAAUUAAAUUGCUUAUAAGAAUUUUGUAGGUUUUUUGUAUUGAUACAUGUUAAUGGUUAAGCCUAUUACAUAUUAAUGCUUGUGCACUACUGUUGGCAUUCAUGAGGAACUAUGUAACUAAACUCGUUCAUUACUGCAUGAACUGUACUCUGCCAUCAUUGCGAUGAGAAAACAAUGAUGUUGAAAAACAAACCCCAUUUAUUAUCACUUUGUGGCUGGAUAUCCACCAUUGAUGAUGCGUAGUGUCCAUUGCAUAUUUGAAUUCAUUCACUUUUGACAAACAUAACAAUUGGGCCAGAAUCUAGUAAGUGGAAGGCAAAAUGAGAGCUAAUAUAAAUCAGUAUUAAGAAUUAAUGUCACGUUAGAAUAAGAUUAUCAAUUAAGUCUAAAAUUGAGACGCCAAUUCCUUAACGGCCUUCUCAAAAUACAUCCAUUAGCUGCCUUUGCCAAAGACCAGUAAAGAUAACAGGAAUGCCAGACUACUUGGUUUUAUUGUUUUUGCCCUCCGUCACUUCAAUCUUGUAGGUCAAUUUUGCCACAUAUGACAAUGUUAUGCAUAAAGCCCAAUCGAUUUGCUUAAAAUUCCUAAGUGGAAUAUUUUGCAAACCUAUGUUUCAAAGUUAUGUCAACAGCCCGAACUUGCACUAUCACCCAGAUGCUGUACACAUUUUCAUGAUAUAGUGAGUGGUCUGUUCUAGUUGAAUUCUUGUCCGACCAGCUAUCGAUGUCAAAUCUAACUUUGCAUUUUCUGUUCUUUGCAUCCAUGUCAGAUUUGUACCAAAACUUGUGCAUUACUGCAGCAAUGAACAGUUUAAUCACAUUCUAAAUCUACAGAGCACAUGGGGAUCAACCAAGCAGAAUUCAUUUCUAUAUCCGUUUCUUUCUUCCUAAUCACUGUCAAAGCUAUAAAUGACAAAAUAUUUUACAGUAUUUCGAAUCAAAGGAGAUGUAUUCAGCAGAAACAAAAUAGUGUGGAGGUGUUGGUCCGAAAAGUGCCCAUUUGUCCCUUUCUUCUUCCCCCCCCCCCCCCCCCCCCCCAUUUAUUCUCUGCAAGAAAGGGACUAAACUGGGGCAGGGACCUAGACAGCUCCAUUAGGUUUGGGAGAUAUCAAGUGAUCCGAGACGGUGAAAGAGUAUAAACUACUGCCUCACAACACCAGCUGACCACUUGCCCUAUUGUUAACCCCACUACUUAGCACUAUUGUUACUUCUGUGUAAGUGAGAACCAAAUGACUUCCCAUUAAAGCAAAAUUGAAAAUCCAAAGUUACAGUUGCAAAACAUUUAAUCAGAAACAUGAAACUUUGGAACAAAUAAUACAGUGAACUAGUGUUCAAGUCUUUUUCUUAGCUCCAUGUUGAUAGUGAAACGUAAUUGUACAUACUAAAUGUAAAUUUUCUCUUGCCUGCACACUAUACUAGAUGUUAAAUGUGAAGUAUGCACAGAAAUAACCCAUGGAAUAAAUUGUUUGCAUUAAUGGUGCCAAAUUGAUGGGGAAGUGUAAAUGAUCAACAAAGAGCAUUUUGAAAGUAACUUAGUGCCAAAACUGCCUUAAGAGCCACUCAACCAUUUAAUGCCGAAUUAAGAUGCCCCCUUCCCUAAGAAACCAAUUAUAUUUAAAACAUUGUCUCAACAAUGUCACAACAAUAUUUUGAAUUAAAAAAAUAUCUGAACGUUGUCUGCUGUCCUCUAUAUUGAAUGGACUAAAGUAGAAUUUUAGGUUCAGUCAUUCAAGACCAGGAAGGUGGUACAGUUGCAUGCAGUGUGGUAACGAACGAAUUGCUGAAAUUCCCAUAGUGAGUAGCUUGUCAUUUGUUGUACAACGGUUGAAAUUAAUCUGUCCCAGGCAUGUGAAGUCACUGAAUGUGUGUUGGUAUACAAACUUAUUUCCCCAUAAAACGGUUAACUGUAGUGUGCAAUGUUUCCAAAAUAAAUUAGCAUUCUGCACCAGCAUGACAUAUUUCAAGAGUUGUGAAGUGCAAGGAUAUGUACCAAAUGCUUAGAAGGUAGGAUUAGGUGAGGCCACACUGUACAAUUACCACAAUCAUGAUGGGCUGCAUUACCAACUAUUUUACGAUUGUUUUUAAAUUAUAACAAUCUACAAGUAUAUUUAGUUCAGUGGGAUCUCGGAUGGUUGAUGUGAUUUACCAGCUGUAUUUCUUCAAGCGGGCUAAUUUCGUUUUAUUGAGACAGGAAGGAUAAAGUUAAUUCCCAAUUAUAUUCCGUGCCAUUGCCUUUAUUUGAUACUUCUCUUCCCUCUUCGUACUUGGAGCUUUUGCUACUGGUUAAUUAUCUGUUAAGAGGAUGAGAUUAGUGCAGUUCCUUCACAUUGAUUACAUCCCUUGAAGAAUUCAUUAGCUGUGCUCACAGACUUUCCUGUCAGCCCCCAGCAGAAGUGCUGCAAUUCAGUAUGUGAAUAUGCUUGUAUCCUCCCUAUGAGUGAUAUGCUUUGUUGCUCCUCAGUAAUUGUGUUUUAAGGCUCACUUAUGGUAACACAUGCUUCAGUACAGACAUAAUUUGCUGCCAUUCAAUAAAAGUAUUACAUUCUGUGGCUGUUGCAGUAAUAAUAACUAUUUUCUGCAGGGUUUGCAAAAUGAUUUAAAUUGUUAUAUCUAAUCAAGAAUACAAAUUUUAAUGUGCUCGGCUUUGAUUUAUACAAAAAUAAAUGAUUAUGGACAAAAAUAGUGAAUCAAUAAUAAAUAGUGAACAUUUUAAUUUUGUAUUACUUUACCCUAGAAAUUUUAAUUUUUAACUGCCGGAAUUUUUCAUUGAAAGAAAUUGGAUUUGGUGUAUGAUAGCCCAUAAUUGUCAUAUGGCAGAUGUAGUGAGAUGGCCAAUGACAGAGCCUGAGACUAGCCAUCUUGGACCUGACAGUAAUAAUGCAUUGAAGUAAAUGUAUGGAGUAAAAGUGAUUUCAGUCUUAAGAUCAUCAUUUUACAGCAACAUUUUAAUUUCUGAGUGGGAUUAGUUUCUAUGUGAACACACUUUCAGAAUCUUUAUAUGCAAGUUCCUCAGCCUGGGAAGAGCAAUGAAAUGGGAGGGAGGAAACUCAUUUUCUCAGGGUUUAAGGAACAAUCUGUAAACCAUUCUGUAGCUGUCAAGCUGCAAUUUUAGAUCUGUUUAUUUUGUAAGCACUUUGAAUGGGAAUAAUAUGCCAUGAAUAACAGGCAUGAUGGGCUGUUAAAAAAUCCAGCAAGUGGGUAGUUGUGCCAGUUUUUGUGCACAUCACCACUUAAUAGAAAAUGAAAUACCCAAUUAGCCCCUUCCAUUUAUACCCCAAUCAUAAAUAAUUGUAUACGUCUCUUGCAGCAUUUUUGUUUAAAUCAAGAGGGCAUACAAGACUGACCAGUCUCGAACUUCUUUACACGGGUAGCAUACAGCUAAACCAGUGAAUAGUUACUUUGUAUCUGUACAAAUAAUUAAUUCAGCCAUCGUGUUCUGGAAUUUUGACAUUCGAGAAAAUCGUAAGGUGCAAGAAUUCAGUGACAUUACUGGCAAAAAUGUAGUAACAUAUCCCUGACUCUGUGAUUUAUGUAUUGAUGUGGAAUAGCUCAUAUCUUAACUAGUGUCUAAAUAUUACUGAAAUAUUGUCUUGGUAUAUUAAUUUUUGUGGUCAAAGCAAGACCUUAAUUGAAUAUUAUGGGAAUUUUUUUCAUUUUGUGUAUUAAUUUAUGGAAGCCUGUUGUAUGCGGUCUAGGUGAGUGUACACAAACAAUGGCGAUCUGAAUGGAAUGUUCUUAUAUAAGGUAUUUAUAAAUGCAUAAUCAUUUUACUCUAGUUCAUUGUUUAAAUUGUUAACACUUGUUAAGAUUUUUACACUAUAGCAUUUAUGCAGUGGUUUACAGAAUUCAUGGAAUUAUUUUUAUUAUCAAUAUGGGAAUUAAAAUAAUUUUUGAUCCUCAAA
Molecule: messenger RNA, 9957 nt
Organism: Amblyraja radiata (thorny skate)
Lineage: Eukaryota; Metazoa; Chordata; Chondrichthyes; Rajiformes; Rajidae
Gene: unkl
Product: unk like zinc finger
Exons: 16
Coding region: 39-2489 (816 amino acids)
Molecular function (GO): metal ion binding; ubiquitin-protein transferase activity
Source: RefSeq, a predicted model, not a curated record